GGAGUUUUCCCUGGACCAGCAGAGUAACGUGUCCUUGGUGGUUCAGCCCAACCUGGUAGUCCAGUCUGUCCAAGUACCAAGUGACACAGUAGGGAUCCAGUUUAGUGCUCUGACUGGAAGUUCUGGUAAUUUUGUGGCCGACAGAAUUAAUCUCAACACCAAUACCUCUGAACUGAUAGCUGACAAAGGAGGUGCUACCGAUGUCCAGAUUGUCAUAAAAUUCACACCAGAUUUACGUAAUAAAAACACAAACUACUCCAUUGGUUUUGUGCUCUACCAAAACGACCGGUUCUUCAGGUCCAGGGCAUUCACAGCUUCUUCAGGAACCAGCAGAAGAGUCAUCUCUGCUAACCUGGGACAAGUGUCUGGGUUGCAUGUUGAGAUGCUCUUCAAGCCCACAGCUGUCCCCAACGCCUCCCUCUAUGACUUUGCCUGCGUGUGGUGGAACUACACGUUGAAAGACUGGAGCACCUAUGGCUGCUCCAAAGUCAACCACUCAGAAGACGGCCUGCAAUGUUUCUGUAAUCACACCACUAACUUCGCUGUGCUUAUGUCAUUCAGGAAUGAUUUUAAAUACGCUGAAGUUCUAAACUGGAUCACCACAUUGGGAUGCUCCAUGUCCAUCAUAGGGUUGAGUUUAACAAUAACAUUCCAGAUCGCAACCAGAUCGCAACCAAGUAAGAUCCUACAGGCUUCCAGAACCAUUUCUAAAUAUACAAUAACAUUCCAGAUUGCAACCAGGAAAUCACGCAAAACCAACCCAACUGUCCUCUUAGUGAGCGUCUGCGUGUGUCUCCUGAUCUUCACCCUCCUCUUCGUGUUGGGAGUGGACAACCCUCAUAAACAGCUGGAGAAACCUGAAAUACAGGAGGACAACAUUCUCCCCCCGUCUGACACACACACAGAGCGGGACAGAGGCCCCUGUACUGCAGUCACAGUCCUGCUGCAGUACUUCCUGUUGGGGACGUUCAACUGGAACACGCUGUACGCCACACAUGUCUUCCUGAUGAUCAGAAACAGCCUGGCCACCAGCCCAUCACACUUCACAGCCUGUACCGUGGCCAUCGGAUGGGGACUGCCUGCGGUUGUGGUGGCCCUCACCUUAGGAAUUAGUUAUAGAGUGGAUGAUCCACUGGGUUACAGGCAGGAGGAAUUUUGCUGGCUUGCUGCCCUCGAUCCAAACGGGAACUUUGACUUCAAGCUGCCAAUGUUUUGGGGGUUCCUGAUCCCUGUGGCGUUCAUUCUUAUCUUCAACAUGGUGGUGUUGGUAUAUUUUGCAGUUACAACAUCCAAGACCAACCCACAUAUAACCAGUACAAGACACACAUCGAUGAAGAAGAAGUUCCUCAGUAGCUUUUCUCUGGCUGUGGUGCUCAGUCUCUCCUGGAUCCUGGGCUAUCUGUUGCUCAUUACACAGAACCAGACCAUGUACACCAUACUCAACAUCUCCUUCUGUGUACUCACCACCACUCAGGGCUUGCAGAUUUUCAUUCUGUUCACAGCAAGAACAGAAAUUGUCAAGGAAAAGAUGUCAAGUUUUUUUUAAUGUGUCUCUAGCGCUGGGAUCCCUCUUCACACCAAGAAGUUCAGUCUAUGGCGAGGCGAGCAAAGUGAAAAAGUAGAAUCAUACACACAGCUGGACACUGAUCUGUCAUUUCCACCUUGUUCCUCACAGACAUCUAACUGAUGGGCUGCAAGUUCAACCUCUGUUGUAAAAUAUCUCAUAAUAUUGUACUGUAAUAUACAAUAUAAUACACACACUAUUUAGUAUCAACGUACAAUAUAUGUACAGUGAAUUCCCUCAGAAGUUGUGUUGUCCAAUGAUUUUUUGAAUUAAUGUUUGCAAUAAAUCUGUGAUUAUUGUCUUUUAAGCU
Messenger RNA from Coregonus clupeaformis (lake whitefish), 1874 nucleotides. Its product is annotated as adhesion G-protein coupled receptor G7-like. The transcript is spliced from 11 exons. The record is from RefSeq and is a predicted model, not a curated record. Gene Ontology annotation, cellular component: membrane. Gene Ontology annotation, biological process: cell surface receptor signaling pathway; adenylate cyclase-activating G protein-coupled receptor signaling pathway. NCBI's taxonomy places the organism in Eukaryota, Metazoa, Chordata, Actinopteri, Salmoniformes, Salmonidae. Bases 383 to 1546 code for a protein of 387 amino acids. Gene Ontology annotation, molecular function: G protein-coupled receptor activity.